AUGAAGCCAGGUGAUUUCACGAUUGAGACAGACGUCGACAGUGGCCUUUCUUACAUGAAGAAGAAAGACUGUCUCACCAAGAACAACAGAGAAGGGCAGGAUGAAGUGUCAAACAGUGGCCGGAUGUAUGAUAUUCCGAAUAGUAAUUCAUGUCCCUUGAGAGCAUUCCAGACUUACGUCAGUAGACUGAACGCAAAGUGCAUCUGGCUCUGGCAAAGACCCAAACAAGCAGCUCCUAAGGAUGGAUCUUGUUGGUACUGCGAUAGCCCACUUGGAGUAAACACCAUCGGAAACAAGCUCAAGUCAAUAUCUCGUAAUGCUGGGUGUAGCCAAGUUUACACGAACCAUUCGCUGCGUGCCACUACAAUCAAUACACUCGACAGUGCUGGUGUCCAAGGUAGGGACAUAUUGUCAAUAAGUGGACACAAGAGCGAGACCAGUCUCCGCCACUAUAGUCGGACAAGCGACGAGAGAAAGAGGGAGAUGAGCGGCAUGCUUGCCAAUCAUCUCUACUCUGGACCUGAUCAGUUUUACACUUCUUCUUCUACUGCUGCUACUUCUUCAACUUCUAGUUCUACUGCUCCUUCUUCAACUUCUUCUGCUCCUUCUUCUUCUACUACUACUAGUAUCAUUAGUUCUACUUCUACAUUCAGCUCUAGCCAAGAAACCGUGGCAUACGGCGGCGAUCCUAGUAUUCCUACAUCUGUCGAAUUCAGUUUUUCACAGAUUCAGCAGCAGAGCAUCCAGAAGGUGUUCCAUUUCCAUGGAUGCAAUGUGAAUAUUUAUAAUAACUGA
Messenger RNA from Strongylocentrotus purpuratus (purple sea urchin), 795 nucleotides. Its product is annotated as A-agglutinin anchorage subunit-like. Gene Ontology annotation, biological process: DNA integration; DNA recombination. Gene Ontology annotation, molecular function: DNA binding. The record is from RefSeq and is a predicted model, not a curated record. Bases 1 to 795 code for a protein of 264 amino acids. The transcript has a single exon. NCBI's taxonomy places the organism in Eukaryota, Metazoa, Echinodermata, Echinoidea, Camarodonta, Strongylocentrotidae.